AUUGAGAUCUUCGCAUAGUCUCCAGACUCGACCAGCUGAAAUUGCAUUGUAAUACAUUGAGCUUCUGAGACGGAGCUGUUGUUGGAAUGUGCUUGAGUAGAUCAUUUUGUUGUUUACGUUGAAUAUCCAAAGACUAUCGGAUCUAUAUCUAUACAUGUUGUAUUAAAUACGUUUCGGGAAUUGUGUCAUUUGGAGAAUCAUGGACCGUGAGUGGAGAAGCGAUUGGGUUUUAAAUCUCGUCAGCGACUAUUCUUCUCUCAGUCUCACCUCUUGUCCGAGAGCUUUUGACUGAGCCGAUCCAGCUAUAUAGGCUGGAGCGGGUUUUGAUUAGUUUCUGCAUCAAGUCAAGCUAUUUUCCACUCGUUGGGUGAAUAGUUAACUAAAGCGAAAUUAUUUGUAUUCAAAUAGCCGAGGAUUUGUAUUCAAAGAGCCCGAGGUUUCUUUCAACUCUUAAGUUCAGGAGCUGUCCAGCUUGACCGUCAGACUGACCAGUUACUCAGUUGUCCAGAAAAAUGGAGUCUGUUAUUGAGAAGGAAUGCAGUGCACUGGGGGGACUUUUCCAGAGUGUGAUAGGCGACAUGAAAAACAGCUACCCCAUCUGGGAAGACUUUAUCAGCAAGGCUGGGAAACUACAAUCUCAACUCAGGGCGACCGUGGUUGCAGCUGCAGCGUUCCUGGAUGCCUUUCAGAAAGUGGCUGACCUGGCCACCAACACACGAGGAGGCACCAGGGACAUUGGUUCAGCUCUAACCAGGAUGUGUAUGAGACACAGAAGCAUCGAGGCCAAGCUCAGAGACUUUUCAAUGGCUUUCAUAGACUGCAUGAUCAACCCUCUACAGGAUCAGAUGGAGGAGUGGAAGAGAGGAACCAACACUCUGGAUAAGGACCAUGCUAAAGAGUACAAGAAAGUUCGGAGUGAGAUCAAGAAGAAGUCUUUAGACACUCUGAAGCUACAGAAGAAGGCAAAGAAAGCUGAUGCCCUGGGGCGAGGAGACGUCCAGCCCCAGCUGAACAGCGCCAUGCAGGACGUCAAUGAUAAAUACCUGCUGCUGGAGGAGACGGAGAAACAGGCCGUCAGGAAGGCCCUCGUCGAGGAGAGGAGCAGGCUGUGCACCUUCGUCUCCAUGCUACGACCUGUCGUGGAUGAGGAGAUCUCCAUGCUAGGAGAGGUCACCCACCUCCAGACCAUAUCUGACGACCUCAAGAUGCUGACCAUGGACCCUCACAAGCUGCCCCCCGCCAGCGAACAGGUGAUUCUGGAUCUGAAAGGCUCUGACUAUAACUGGUCUUAUCAGACUCCUCCCUCCUCCCCCAGCACCACUAGGUCCAGGAAGUCCAGUAUGUGCAGCAGUCUGAACAGCGUAAACAGUAGUGACUCUCGCUCCAGCGGCACAUCCCACUCUCACUCCCCUUCCUCCUCCUCCUGCUCCUCCCACUACGGCUACCGUAGCUCCACCCUGCCCCAGCAGGCCGUGGCACGACUGUCCUCCAUGUCCUCCCAUGACUCAGGAUUCAUCUCCCAGCCAGACACCUACACCUCCAAGUCACCAUCACCCAUGCCCCAGGAAACACUACCGCAGCCUUGCUCCAGCUCUGGCUCGUCUGAGGCCUCUGACACCUGCCAGUCUGUCAGUGAGUGCAGCUCUCCCACCUCAGGAGGGCCUCUGGCUGCAGUUGACAAGUUGUCUAACGGGUAUGACCACUACGGCGAUCACCAUCAUUCAGACUCUUCAUACCUGAUGGGAGGGGGCUCAGGCCUGGGGGGGUCCUACCUGAUGGGAGGGGGCUCAGGCCUGGUGGGUUCCUACCCCCUCUUCCCUCCCUCCUCCCAUUCCACCUCCAUCACCUCCUCCUCCUCCUCCUGUCCGUCCCAGUCGUGGUCCAGGCCGGGCUCGGCCCUGCUACCUGACUACCCUCAUUACUGCACCCUGGGGCCUAACAUGGUCCCCACCUCUAAAGUCCCCAGCUGGAAGGACUGGGCUAAACCAGGACCCUAUGACCAGCCCAUGGUGAACACCCUUAGAAGGAGGAAGGACAAGGAUCCUGUACCAGCAGACACCAGCUAUGCCCCACUACCACUGCCUGCUGGUGUCAUCCCAGCACCUGGGGGCAGGAGUUUACCACUGCCUGCUGGUGUCAUCCCAGCACCUGGGGGCAGGAGUCUACCACUGCCUGCUGGUGUCAUCCCAGCACCUGGGGGCAGGAGUCUACCACUGCCUGCUGGAGUCAUCCCAGCACCAGGGAGCAGGAGUCUACCAUUACCUCCACCACCCAAGGUGUGUGAGAUGGAGGCCCAUGAGGAGCUGGCUCUGGCCCUGUCCAGAGGUCUACAGCUGGACUCACACACACAGCGUUCCAGUAGGGACUCUCUACACUGUUCUAGUGGCUACAGUACCCAGAGUACCACCCCGUGCUGUUCAGAGGACACCAUACCUUCACAAGUGUCAGACUAUGACUAUUUCUCCAUGGGAGGGGACCAGGAGGUUGACCAGCAGGAGUUUGACAAGUCAUCCACCAUCCCCCGUAACAGUGACAUCAGCCAGUCCUACCGUAGGAUGUUCCAGUCCAAAAGACCAGCCUCCACCGCCGGCCUACCUUCUACGGCUGGCUCCGUCAUCAUGACCCCUGGGGUCGCCACCAUCCGCCGCACGCCCUCCACCAAGCCCUCGGCUCGCCGCGGGACCACCGGCCCCAUCCCCAUCCGGACCCCCGUCAUCCCAGUCAAGAUCCCCACCGUGCCUGGCCUAGUUGGGGGAGGAUUCCCUGGGGGGCUGGGGAUUCCUGGAGGACCAGGAGUAGGGGUGGAGGAACCAGAGGAGGCCCAGAGCCCUGAGUCUCCAGCCCAGGGAGAGGAGGGGGAGCUGGGGGUACUUCCCCUGGCGUUCUGGAGUGGUCAAGCAACCACCAACCCUCCCUUGGCCCCUCACCAGCCUAGGGGCCAGUGUCAGGGCGAGGGGGGGUCCCUGGAGGAUGGGGAGGUUAUGGAUGGUCAGGGGGGAAACAUGCUGCUGGUUAUCCAGAGAGGAGUCAAGCUGAAGAGGACCAAUACCAACGAUCGCUCAGCACCGCGCAUCGUAUAAGAGGAGAGCCACCGUGGCACCAUGCAGCAUCAGAGGAGGGUAUCCUACCUAGCUGUACCUAGCUAGCCUACCGCCUGCCCAUUGACAGGACAGACAGGACACAGCUCAUGUCCACUGCGCUAAGGGGGGGUCUCCUGUAUACUACUUACCGUCCAGCGGCCUCACUGACAGACGGGACAGAACAGAACUCAGCUCAUGUCCAUUCCAUGUGAUGCUGUGUGUGGUGACAGACAGAGCUCUGCUCGUCGUCUCAGACGGUGCAGAAGGUGGUCUCUUGUUGGACAGACAGUGGAGCAGCUCAGAGUUGUGUUAAUUAUGUUCUCUCUUAGUUCUGAAUGUGUAAAUAAUUAUGCAUGGUAUUUUCUCUUUGUUGCUUCCUGUGGCCCAGUUCUGUUGACUCUAGUCCUCCCACCCCCAUUCCUCCCCUCCUCAGUUCUGUUGACUCUAGUCCUCCCACCCUCAUUCCUCCCCUCCUCAGUUCUGUUG
Oncorhynchus kisutch (coho salmon) is the source of this 3566-nucleotide messenger RNA. RefSeq names its product protein MTSS 1-like. Gene Ontology annotation, molecular function: actin binding; phospholipid binding. Gene Ontology annotation, biological process: positive regulation of actin filament bundle assembly; adherens junction maintenance; plasma membrane organization. NCBI's taxonomy places the organism in Eukaryota, Metazoa, Chordata, Actinopteri, Salmoniformes, Salmonidae. Gene Ontology annotation, cellular component: cytoplasmic side of plasma membrane; actin cytoskeleton. The transcript has 16 exons. The record is from RefSeq and is a predicted model, not a curated record. Bases 513 to 3080 code for a protein of 855 amino acids.